Messenger RNA from Odobenus rosmarus divergens (Pacific walrus), 1118 nucleotides. It is a transcript of the gene CDCA3, whose product is annotated as cell division cycle associated 3. The coding region runs from base 117 to 917 and encodes 266 amino acids. Lineage: Eukaryota; Metazoa; Chordata; Mammalia; Carnivora; Odobenidae. The record is from RefSeq and is a predicted model, not a curated record. The transcript is spliced from 6 exons.
ACUCGGCGUCGGGGGUUGAGGCUCGAGCUGCUGUGCGCCCAAAAGACGAAUCGGGGCCUGGCGUCCCCUCCUCGCCCCGGGCCGGGCCCUGCCCCACCUUAUUCUUCCCGGUUGAGAUGGGCUCAGCCAAGAGCGCCCCAGUCACUCCGGCGCGGCCUCCGCCGCACAACAAGCUUCUGGCCCGAGUGGCGGACCCCCGUUCACCUAGUGCCGGCAUCCUGCGCACUCCCAUCCAGGUGGAGAGCUCUCCACAGCCAAACCUGCCAGCAGGGGAGCAGCUGGAGGGUCCCAAUCAGGCCCAAGACUCAGAUCCCCGCUCACCUACCCUUGGCAUUGCACGGACACCUAUGAAGACCAGCAGCGGAGAACCCCCAAGCCCACUGGUGAAACAGCUGAGUGAAGUAUUUGAGACCGAAGCCCCCAAAUCGAAUCUGCCCCCAGAGCCUGUUCUGCCCUUAGAGGCAUCUUCUGAAUUGGACUUGCCUCUGGGCACCCAGUUUUCCCUUGAGGACCAGAUGCCACCCUGGAGCCAGACUGAGCUCCCCUCCAAGCAGGUGUUCUCCAAGGAGGAAGCAGGACAACCCUCAGAAACCCCCAUGGCCAGCCAGGGCUCGGACAAGCCCUUGAGAGACCCUGAGACUCCCCAAACUUCAGGUUCUAAGCACAAUAGACGGAAAGCAAAUGGCAAGGUACUAGGGAGAUCUCCCCUCACAAUCCUGCAGGAUGACAACUCCCCUGGAACUCUGACACCACGACAGGGUAAGCGGCCUUCUCCCCUGAGUGACAAUGCUAGGGAGCUAAAGGAAGGGGCCAUUCUGGGAACUGGACGACUUCUGAAAACUGGAGGCCGAGUGUGGGAGCAGGGCCAGGACCAGGACAAGGAAAAUCAGCACUUUCCAAACUUGGUGGAGAACUAGGCCGACUAUGGCCCCAGCACUGGCUUCACCGGGGGCCUAGUGAUGUUGCGCCCCCUCAACCCCAUCUUUCCCUGGGAGACUGGAAAGGCUUGUUGUCUUCAACCCCCCCGCCCCCAAACUCCCAGCUCGGGGACUGAGUGCUUUUUUGGGCUCUCUUUGUGUCUCAUGUGUUUCUUGUAUAUUAAAGAAAGUGGUUUUAAA